Molecule: messenger RNA, 1516 nt
Organism: Thalassophryne amazonica
Lineage: Eukaryota; Metazoa; Chordata; Actinopteri; Batrachoidiformes; Batrachoididae
Exons: 4
Coding region: 132-1391 (419 amino acids)
Source: RefSeq, a predicted model, not a curated record
AUGAGCCGUUACUUCGCGAUUCACAAGCUCGGAACCUCGACACAACAAAACCACAAAAAGGGUCAGCAGAUUACGCAAAACAAGUAACUGCAAAAUCAUAGAAAACGGGGCUUUUUCGUCUUUGACCCAAGAUGGUCCGCCGUUCACCCAGACCUGUCAAAGGUGGAAGAAGUUCCUCAGUCCAAGCAGUCACUCCUCAAAAACAGGAUCCCAUUGAGGAAGAACCUGCUGAAUAUACUCAGGCUCAGCAUAUGGACAUGUUGACCGAGGAGGAUGCAGAGGAGAUGGUGGGUGAGAUCAUGGACCACCUAUUAAGCCAAGUCAUGGAGCGCUGUUUAGAGGCACAUAUUAAAAGACAGCUGGUGCCCUUUUCUGCAUCAUGGGCCAAGACUUACCUCAUACAGAUUAUAGAGCGCCAGUUUAUCACCUACGAUGAAAAAGGACCAGAGGAAAUCUCCAAAACAGAAGAUUCAGAGCCUAUACCUGCAACUCCAGAUGCCUGGGCUCAAGGUUGUGUGCCGGUUGUAAAUGCCACACCUCCACCUCACCCCACACAUAAACAGGAAAUUACUGUUGACCGACUGCCUGGACAGAGAACCAGCAAACCAUAUAAUAUGAUGGCACAGAUAAAGAGCUCUCCACAGCAGCAUGAAAACAAAAUUGUCAAGCCUACAGUUGAGAGAAACCAAAUAUUUAGUGUACUUCCUCCACUGAAAAGUGACCAAAAGAAAAGCACUAGAGCUCAUUUGGCUCAAAAAACAGUGCCAAGUGAAUUAGCAUCAUCCCUGUCCAGCUCAGCUGAAAAAAAAAGCUUGAAGGCAGGUGAUGAAAAGAGUCCCCGACCUGAUCUUGUUAAUCUCCGAAAGGAGGCAUUUCAGCAUAAAGACUACCAGCCCUUACGAAAGCUCAAUCUCUCAUCCCUACCUAAGCACUGCAUUUAUCCUCAGUAUGAGAUCUUAGAUGCCAAAGACUCAAAACACUUCCCAAAGAGGUCAAAUGGAUUAUCCCAGUCAGGUCAAAGAUGGAAAAGGCAGCAAACUCAAAGUACCUUGAAGUUACUGAAGCCAUCAUCCAGCUUUGAGGAUCAGCCAGCACUGAUUCACAGAAGGACUGAAGCAGAUGUCUUCCUCAAUAAGUCUUUCCCAUCUACAAGUAGAGCAGAAGCAUGCAUCACCUACUCUGGCCCUCUGAGAGUGGAGACAGUGGAUUUAAUCCAGGGUAUUACUCUUGUGGAUUCCCAGUCAGUUGAAAAUACACCCCUCAAACUCAGGCCUUCAACGCACUUGGCCAAGCUGAAGCCAAUACAGAGUAGAGUAGCUGCACCUCUGCUCUCUGUGGACCACAUUACCAAAUGUACAUCACCUCGAGUCACCCCAUUAUAUCAGUCCUAGAAUUUUGAGAACAGGUCAAACUUGUUGAUGAUGCAUGCCCCUGACACAAGUCUGUAUGGUAUUGUACACAUAGUGGACUACUGUAUGCUCUGAAAUAUAAUUAUUUUGGAAAUGUUGGAAAUUUA